UCCUGCAUUCAGUCUGAUUCAAGUCUUUCAACGGGAAUAGUCAUGCAAAUAUAUUGGAUUCUGGUGCUUCUCUUCCUGCAAGUAGAAGCAGACGUGACUCUAUCAACGGAAAAUAGCUUCGAGAGGAGUGCUGUGAGAACUCAGUGCAUUGGGAAAUUGCAAUUGAAUGAACUAAUUGGUUGGGUAUUCCGUUUCCAGCACUGUGAGAUGACCCGCGAUGAGGACGAUGAGCGGUGUGGUGCCAUUUGCUAUCCGGUUGUGAAGCCGCUACUCCGGUACGCGGCCCUAUGCCAGGGGAAGGAUGCAACGAUUAACGAUCUCAAGGAUGAAAUCCGAAAGAAAGAUGUUUACAUCGCCCAAUUGGAAAGCAAGCUUGAGCUUGCCAAGUCAAUGGAAACUCAGGCAAGUAAACAGAUGGAGGAUCUCAAGGUGCAACUUAAGGUAAACGAGAUGCUGAAACAGAUGGAGCAUCUUAAACAACAGACGGAUGCCAAAAUUAAGAGCUCGUAUCAACAGCUGAAAGAUAAGGAAACUGAAUUGCACCUGAAAGCAAUCAAAAUUUUGAAAAUUGAGAAAGAUUUUAAAGAUCGUGAGGCCGAAAUCGUUGACAAGAAAGACCAGAUCUCAAAAAUGGAAAUGCAAACACAAUCUAGAGAGGCCCAAAUUCAAUCAAAGGAUAAAUCAAUCAGAGAACUGGAGGAUCAAGCGAAUUCCCUCAAACAAAAGCUGAAAGACAUCUCGGAGGCAAGCAGUUGUCUGCCAUUCACAAACUCCACUAAAAUCCAUACCAUAAGUUUGCCCGGAAUAGAUCCAUUCGUUGUGCCCUGUAAUUCCAGUGUGUCCCGAUCUGGCUGGACGGUCAUCCAGAGACGAGUCAACGGCCUUGUAGACUUUAAUCGGAACUGGAUCGACUACAAACUUGGGUUCGGAGACCUACGGGAAAACUUCUUCUUGGGUCUGGAAAAAAUCCAUCGAAUGACCCUGCUCCAGCCUCACGAGCUGUACAUCCAGCUCCAAGAUGUCAAUGGAGAAACCAGCUAUGCUCGAUACGACGAUUUUAAAAUAGGAAGCGAAGAGGAAGACUACAAGCUGAAAUCGUUGGGAAAAUAUUCAGGAACAGCCGGCGAUUCACUGGAUUAUCACCUAAACAUGAAGUUUUCCACUUUGGACCGGGAUAAUGACACUAGUGAGAAAAAUAAUUGCGCGAAACAUCAUGGAGGCGGUUGGUGGUUUUCUUAUUGCGCACAAAGUUUUCUUAAUGGAAAAUAUUAUGAAGAUGGUAAAAGUGGAACAAGUGACGAUUACGGCAUUAUUUGGGGUUCUUGGCAGAAAUAUAACUACGAGAUCUCGCUUACUUUUUCUCAAAUUAUGAUAAGGCCAAAAACACUAAAAAAUUCAUAUUUUUUAAUGAAUACGUGAACAAAAAAACGGAGUUUCGGAUUUCCUUGAUUUCAAUGCGCAGCCUGUGAAGAUCGUCUAGGAUUUCCUCAAUCCUCGGCCCCAUUCGAUGCUCAAAGAUGAUGUCAAAGAAACCCUGAUUCCGACGAUUGCCGCGUGCACAGAUCGCUUCCACUUUCUCUGCGUCCUAUUCCGAACUGGACUCUGGAACUGGCACUGAAAGGUGGCUGGUGGUUUCCUGACAGCG
Molecule: messenger RNA, 1645 nt
Organism: Drosophila pseudoobscura
Lineage: Eukaryota; Metazoa; Arthropoda; Insecta; Diptera; Drosophilidae
Product: angiopoietin-related protein 7-like
Exons: 2
Coding region: 43-1419 (458 amino acids)
Source: RefSeq, a predicted model, not a curated record